This is a messenger RNA of Chara braunii, 2947 nucleotides long. Lineage: Eukaryota; Viridiplantae; Streptophyta; Charophyceae; Charales; Characeae. The record is from the annotation of a GenBank genome assembly.
GCUCUGGCACAGGAAGCAACAUCGCCAACGGGUUCAUGGAUGAUUAGUGGUGAUACCAGGCCAAAUUGUUACAAUUUGUGCCCUACCUAUGGAAGAAAACAGUACUGGAUGGGCAAUGCGGUUAUAGCUGACAUGGCCAUUUUCUUGCGGGGGUGCUGGCGAACCACUCAAGGAGGAGAGCAUAUAAGAAGAGGGAGUGAUUCAUGGUUAUGGUGGGGUGGCUUUCUACGCAGCAGCCACACAUAUUGAGAACAAGAUCAUUGUAGGGAAAUACUAACACCAGCACUUUGCUCGAUGCAUGUGACCGCAAUACGGUUACAUUUCGUGGAGAAUGUCCCAUGUGUGAGUAUGCUCUUCCCUGUUGAUGACGGAAUCAAGGACAGCUAUCUGAUGGAGCGAGUGGAUUGUGUUUGGGGGUGCCUUCGCAUUCCGCACAGCAGGUGCAUGUUUACAUAGGGUACGAUUUGAUAACCCCGGGCCAUCGGUAUUACAGCCGCAUACGUUGAGUGCAAUCUUUUUUGACACGGGCUUGCGUUGCGGACAAUCUUCUGGCAUCACGGAUAAUGUAUGUCAAUGACGAUUUUGACACGUCUUUGGAGAUCUAUUUGCGUCAGGUAGGAGCAAUGGAAGCAUAUGUGAAAUCUCUGUUUCAGCACAGUUUUCUGCUAUUCAGGUGGUGCAUUCAAAAUGAUGGCAUGCCAAUCCAGACAUCAGAAAGCGUAUUCACACAUACGGGGACGAGUACCUCGCCCUACACGGCCGAGCAGGAAGCAAAGGCCGCCGCCAUCCUCAAAGAGAGGAGAGAGAAGGAGGCCAAGAAGAAGGCCUUGCUGGAGGUGCACGCGGCGAAGUUGAAAAAGAUAGAGGAGGAGAUGGCUAGAGAGAAGGAGAGGCUGAAGAAAGAAGAAGAAGCGAAGUUAAAGGAAGUGGAAGAGGAAGGAGUAGUAGAAGAGGAACCACUGGAGAGGAGAGGAAGAGGAAACAGAGGGGAGUCUAGUGGACCCAACGAAGACUUGAUGGAGAAUAAAAUUUCAGAGUGGGUCGCAGGGCUGACCCUGGGAGAGGAUGAGGAGGCGUUAAUGUAUGUGCCCAGGGAUGAGCAGGAGGCGGCCGUGCGAGAGUGGGAAGCUGAAGGAGACCCACUCAAGCGGCAAGUGCUAGAAGAUGAGAAGAGGAUGGAGUGGAAGUUUCGCCUCACUAGGGAGAGGAAGAGAAGAAUGGAGGCGGCAACAGAGGCGGCGAAAGAGUUGGAAGAGAUUAGGAAGCAAAGGGAUCAGAUGGCGGUCCAAGUAGAUUUACUGGGGAAGGUAGAGAUCCUGACCAAGAACGUGGAACGCUUGGCAAAGGUCCAGGAGGAGCAGCUUUUAUUUGGGAGAGACCCCAUAGUAAGUAUCCUCGCGGACAAUCGCACCAUGCGAGUAGAGGAGUACGUAGAGGGAGUCCAUGCGUAUUUCCGCCUAGAAAAGGAUGGGAAGGUGGAGAAAGUUCUCCAUUCCCUGACUGUCCUCGUAGAGGAUAGCCUCCCGUUUGACAUAGUCCUAGGUAUGGACUGGGGAGAGGCAGCAAGGGCUACACUCCACUUGAGAGAGCAGGAGUGUAGGCUCCCUAGUCCAUCAGGCGGUGUCAAGACCGCCUGUCUGUUCCAUGCCUCAGGAGUAGAUAACUCCCUGGCGCAUUGCUGCCUUAGCGCUCCUGCGUUCGCAGGAUUAGUGAAAAAGGAGCAGCUAGAGGAACAGGUUUUUGUAGCCUAUGUUAGGCCAGUCAUCGAGCCUAAGGAAGAGAAACCUAUAGACCCUGCUAUUGCUAAACUGCUGGAAGAGUUCACAGACCUGGCGAAGUUGCCGACAGGAGUAGUACCGCGGCCUAUCCAGCACCGCAUUGAGAUUGAGCCUGGCAGUAGGACCCCCAAAGGAGCAAUGUAUAGGAUGUCUCCGCGGGAGUUAGAGGAGCUGCGCAAGCAACUAGACGAGCUCCUAGAGAAGGGUUGGAUUAGGCCCAAUUCGUCUCCAUUUGGAGCACUUGUUCUGUUUGUCCCCAAGAAGGAAGGAAAGCUUAUAAUGUGCAUAGACUAUAGGGGUCUGAAUGCUAUCACAGUCUUGGAGAAGCUGAGAGAAGCUAACUUCAAGAUCAAUGCAAAGAAGAGCGAAUGGGCAAAAACCCAAGUUUUGUAUUUGGGCCACGUCUUAGACGGAGACGGCAUCAAGCCAGAGGAUAGUAAGAUUGCAGCAAUCAGGGAUUGGCCUACACCGCGUACGUUGACAGAGUUGCGGUCAUUCUUAGACCUAGCGAACUAUUAUAGGAAGUUCGUAAGGAACUUCUCCACUAUCGCUGCGCCCCUUCGCAGGUUGCUAAGGAAAGAAACCAUCUGGAAGUGGGAUAAGGACUGCACGUCUGCAAUGAAGAAGUUGAAGCAGGCACUGAUAGAGUAUCCAGUCCUUAAGGUGGUCGAUCUGUCCUUGCCCUUUGUCGUCACUACGGACGCCAGUCAGUACGGCAUAGGUGUUGUUCUGCAGCAAGACGAUGGCAAUGGUUAUAGGCCCGUAGAGUUCAUGUCUGCUAGAAUGCCUUCAGAGAAGGUUGCGACAUCUACCUAUGAGAGGGAACUCUACGCUCUCAGGCAAGCGUUAGAACAUUGGAAUCACUACUUGCUUGGGAGGCACUUCAAAGUCUAUUCCGACCACGAGAUGUUAAGAUGGUUAAAGACACAGGCCAAGAUGACACCUAAGCUCACUAGGUGGGCCGCAAAAAUAGACCAGUAUGAUUUGGAGCUCAAGCCAGUCAAGGGGAAAUAUAAUGUAGUUGCGAACGCUUAGGAGAGCUGACUACUUUGGAGCAAUAGUUCACUAUCUGGACAUAGGGAGAGACCUGCAGGAAAGGGUUAAAGAGGCGUAUGCGCAGGACCCUAUCUAUAGUGACCUCCUCAAGAGAGUAAAGGAGGCCCCAGAAA